Scomber japonicus (chub mackerel) is the source of this 2177-nucleotide messenger RNA. It is a transcript of the gene rundc1, whose product is annotated as RUN domain containing 1. NCBI's taxonomy places the organism in Eukaryota, Metazoa, Chordata, Actinopteri, Scombriformes, Scombridae. The coding region runs from base 114 to 1829 and encodes 571 amino acids. The record is from RefSeq and is a predicted model, not a curated record. The transcript is spliced from 5 exons.
UGAUCUCUGUUGCUUUUCCUGCGUAGUGAAAGCGAAAAACUACAACACCAGAAAGCAGGAAAAAACUAUUAAACUGGCGGCGUAGUUACUAAACCUCCAGGAGUCCCAAAACAAUGUCUACAGAGGAGCUGUCAGCGUCGGACAGCGAGGCUCUCUUCGCCGGCGCAGGGGAGCGAUGGGCACCGGUGGGCGCCGUUGCCAGCCCCGAGGAUGAGCGCAGCUGCAGCGGGAGAAGGAACGCUGGUCAGCCGGGGCAGAGAGGCUCAUCGUCGGGCCUCGAGGAGGAGAUGUCCGCUAAGAUGAAGAGGCUGGAGGACGAGCAGGACUUGCUGAACUCGUCUCUGCUCGCACUCACCUCCCAUUUCGCUCAGGUGCAGUUCCGACUGAAACAGAUAGUUCACGCGCAGAGCGACGAGAAGGAGAGGAUGCUGGCCGAGCUGGAGGAGUUUGCGUUCAGGGGAUGCCCGCAUGUGGUGGGCUGCAGGGUGCAGGAUGCCACGCAGCUGGAGAACUCGAGUGAAAGAGAGAAGAGGGAGCGCCUGGAGGCUCAGAGAGAAAAACAGAAGGAUCUCAUUUUCCAACUGAAGACCCAGCUGGACGACCUGGAGCGCUUCGCCUACCAGGAAGGCAGCUACGACUCGCUGCCGCAGUCUGUCGUCAUGGAGAGACAGAAGGUCAUCAUCGACGAGCUGAUCAAAAAGCUGGACGUGAACCUGAACGAGGACAUCGGGAACUUGUCCCCCGAGGAGCUGAGGCACCGAGUGGACGCUGCCAUCGCUCAGAUAGUGAACCCGGCCCGGGUCAAAGAGCAGCUAGUGGACCAACUCAAAACCCAGAUCAGAGACCUGGAGAUGUUCAUCAACUUUAUCCAGGACGAGGUGGGGAAUCCUCUGUUGCCAGAUGGAAACAACCAGCAGCCGCAAGCAGCAGGAACCAGCGCCAGAGCUGCAGGAGUGAAGAAGAAAGUGGACCCAGAACAGGCUCAGAAGAUGCGGGAGACGGGCCUGCAGCUGAUCCAGAAGGCGCUCGCCGUGCUGCAGAUUUUCGCUGCCAGCCAGUUUGGCUGCGCUCCCGGUCAUGUCCCUCAGAGCAUGUGGCCUCAGGACUCAACGGUGCAGGACUACGGCCCCUUGCUGCAGCGUCUGGAGGCGGCCGUCGACAAGGUGCGGGUGCUGGGGUCGCGCAGGCAGCCGUGCCUCGAACACGUCGUCAACUACACCAGCAACACGGCUCUGGGGCCCCGAGACGAGCUGACGACGUCCGUGAGGAAGGAGCUGGCUUUUGCUCUGAAAGACUUGUUGGCUCACGGACUCUUUUCGCCCUCCCAGACCAUGAGCCUGGUGCUGGCUCCCAUCUCCUGCCUGCUGCCUUACAGACCCGCACCACAGACCAUGCACCCGUGGGACCUCUUUGUCAAAUACUACCACUCCAAAAACGGGAAGGAGUUCGUGGAGUCACCUGCACGCCAGCUUUCGCAGUCCUUCAGCCUGCCUGUAGGGGGCGGCCCGGUCACCAUCACCCCUAAACAGUCUCUGCUGUGGGCCAUCCACACUGUGCUGAAGGAGCACGGACGCUACAAGCGAGGACCGGACACGGAGUUCAAAGCGCUGGUUUGCAUGGCUCUGAAUGAGCAGCGGCUGGUGUCGUGGCUCAACCUGCUGUGUAAGACGGGGACUCUGAUACACCCACACUACCAAUCCUGGAGCUACAUGGCUCAGACCGGCUUCGAGGGGGCUUUGCGCAUCCUGGGACGCAUCAGCCACCUUAAAUUUAACCUCCCGGUGGACCUGGCUGUGAGGCAACUGAAGAACAUUAAGGAUGCUUUCUGAGGAGGGACCAAAAAAAAAAAAAGACAUAAAACAAACAGAUGAGAAGUAGAGAAACACUAGUCUCAGAAUUAAAGUAUUUUAUCAGCUAAAGUACACCGCUCUUACCUGGUAUUCAGGGCUGAAAGCAUGACUCUGUGCUUCAAGUAUGUAACAUUUUAAAGGCUGUUUAAAGGGGAUUUAUCAUGCACAUUUCCUGCUCUAUAUUUUUUAAUCUGGGGCUUUACUGUAAUGUCUUUGCAUGAUUAACAGCUCAAAAAAAACUCCUUAUUUAUCUUAUACUGGCUCUGUAUGCAGCCCCUCAGUUCAGCUUCUGACUUAAACAUGCUGUUUUAGCUCCUUUCUCUUUAA